AUGGCACGUCUGCCUAUACGUGUAUUAUCUGUAUUAAAUGGUCCAAUAAGUAUAAAAAAUAUUUCUGAACAAGCUGGGGUGUACGUACACCUCAAUAAGCGCAUGCAUGCAAUAAAAGAGCAAUUGUUUGGGUAUGCAAAGGGGAAAACAGGAGAAAUUAGUUGGUUAAAACCAUUAAAAGGAAAAGAAUUAUUAAAUUAUUAUUGGCCUAGUAAAUAUGAUCUACCAGACUUCCAAAUGGAACAAUACCUACAAAUGCAGGCGUUACGUUAUGCCCCUAAAAAGACUCACCCUUCCCUAACCUCUCUUGCGGGUUUAAUUCAUUUAUUAAUAAAAAAAAAAAAAAUUAUACAAACCCUAAUGCAGCAAUUAGAUAAACCCUUAAUUCAUGAGAACCCUACACUACAAGAUUUACUCGCGUUAUAUAGAUCUCUUUUCUCUGAUGAUCCUCUGAAGAAAAUUUAUCCAGAAGAAAAAAGUUGGCGAUGGACAGACAACAUGAAGCCAGAAACGCUUCUUUCCUUAUUGGAGUUAUCCGCCAAGAGGAGAGGAAAAGUUGACGAAGAAUUUAAUUCAAUUCUUCAGCAGGCUAAUAAUUGCUCGUAA
Eimeria maxima is the source of this 606-nucleotide messenger RNA. RefSeq lists its product as hypothetical. The record is from RefSeq and is a predicted model, not a curated record. NCBI's taxonomy places the organism in Eukaryota, Apicomplexa, Conoidasida, Eucoccidiorida, Eimeriidae. Bases 1 to 606 code for a protein of 201 amino acids. The transcript has 4 exons.